AACAAAAUGCAGAAGCAAGUGGAGGUCAAGAUGGACGGGAGCCACCUUGAGCCCAUAGUGGAAACUCCCGCCGGCAUAUGUAGCAGUCUGUGCGAUAAAAUCAUGAAUAACAUGGUUCUCACUCUCACAAUCUUGGGUGUGUUUCUGGGCUCCAUCUCUGGAAUGCUGCUGCGGCACAUAUCGCCUCUCCCUCCUGAUGUCAUUAUGAUCAUCUCCUUCCCUGGGGAGAUCCUAAUGAGGAUGCUGAAGAUGCUUAUUUUGCCUCUUGUUGUUUCCAGUCUGGUCACAGGUCUUGCGGGUUUGGAUGCCAAAUCCAGUGGCCGCUUAGGAACCAGGGCCAUGGUGUACUACAUGUCUACGACGGUGAUCGCGGCCGUCCUGGGAGUGAUCCUGGUGCUGGUCAUCCAUCCCGGUAACCCCAAACUGAAGGCUAAUCUCGGGCAGGGAAAGAAGAACGACGAGGUGUCGAGCGUGGACGCUUUCUUCGAUCUCAUCCGAAACCUUUUCCCAGAGAACUUGGUGCAGGCCUGCUUUCAGCAGAUCCAAACAGUAAUCACAAAAGUACAAGUGCCCACAAACAGAACCAAAGCACCCCCACAGUUCACAGUUAAAAGGUCGCUCCAGUUCAAGGGUGGGAUGAACGUCCUAGGUUUGAUUGGAUUCUUUGUCGCUUUUGGAGUAAUUAUGGGCAAAAUGGGAGAAAAGGCCAAGAUGAUGUUGGAGUUUUUCAACGUCUUGAAUGAGAUUGUUAUGAGGCUUGUUGGCGCAAUUAUGUGGUACUCCCCUUUUGGUAUUGCCUGCCUCAUCUGUGGAAAGAUCAUCUCCAUUGCGGACUUGGAGGUGGUCGCGAGGCAGCUGGGGAUGUACAUGGUCACUGUGAUAGUGGGCCUCAUCAUCCACGGAGGCAUCUUCCUACCACUGAUAUAUUUUGUGAUAGUAAAAGAAAACCCCUUCAAGUUCUUCAUGGGGAUAUUCCAAGCUUGGGUCACGGCACUUGGAACGGCAUCCAGUGCCGGUACCUUGCCCGUCACUUUCCGAUGCUUGGAGGAGAACCUGGGCAUCGACAAGAGGGUCACCCGCUUCGUCCUCCCGGUCGGCGCCACCAUCAACAUGGACGGCACGGCGCUUUAUGAGGCCGUGGCCGCCAUCUUCAUUGCUCAGAUGAACGGGAUUAACCUCGACUGGGGCCAGAUUAUUACUGUCAGUAUGACAGCCACCCUGGCCAGUGUUGGAGCAGCCAGUAUCCCCAGUGCUGGACUCGUGACCAUGCUUCUGAUCCUCACGGCGGUGGGGCUGCCCACCCAGGACAUCAGCCUCCUGGUCGCUGUCGACUGGCUGCUGGAUCGUUUCCGAACCUCCGUCAAUGUGGUUGGGGACUCCUAUGGAGCCGGUAUCGUGUACCACCUUUCCAAGCACGAGCUCGACUCCUUCGACCAACAGGCCCGGAUGGAGGAGUUCGAAAUGGCAAAGACACAGUCCUUCUUUGAAAACAACACCAACCAGAAUGUAUACGGUCACCACAACUCAAUCUUGAUAGACGACUGCAAGGUCACCAAUGGCCAAAAUGGCAACGCUGCAGGGUUCUCCCUUGUUGAGGAGGGACCAUGGAAAUGCGAGUAA
Anoplopoma fimbria (sablefish) is the source of this 1620-nucleotide messenger RNA. RefSeq names its product excitatory amino acid transporter 2-like. The record is from RefSeq and is a predicted model, not a curated record. NCBI's taxonomy places the organism in Eukaryota, Metazoa, Chordata, Actinopteri, Perciformes, Anoplopomatidae. The coding region runs from base 7 to 1620 and encodes 537 amino acids. Gene Ontology annotation, cellular component: plasma membrane. Gene Ontology annotation, biological process: L-glutamate transmembrane transport. Gene Ontology annotation, molecular function: neutral L-amino acid transmembrane transporter activity; L-glutamate transmembrane transporter activity; glutamate:sodium symporter activity. The transcript is spliced from 10 exons.